UCAUGGACUAUAAUCAUGUACACUAUACAUAGAGAUAGCGAAUUGUCUCCCUUAGUUUAGUAACUCUUCUAGUUUUAGUUACUUGUGUCACUGUCAAAAUAUUUAUUUCACAAUGGUCUGUGAAAAAUGUCAGACCAAACUUGGAAAAGUUAUCACCCCAGAUCCAUGGAAGACAGGAGCCAGAAACACUACAGAAGGUGGAGGACGUAUAAUCAAUGAAAACAAAGCGCUAACAUCAAAAAAGAACAGAUACAGCCCUUACAACACAUUUCAGAAGUGUCGUAUAUGCAAAUCAUCAGUACACCAAUCUGGAUCACACUACUGUCAAGCUUGUGCAUACAAGAAAGGAAUAUGUGCAAUGUGUGGAAAGAAAGUUAUUGAUACCAAAAACUAUCGACAAAGCUCAGUGUGAGAUCAGUGGGUAAUAUAUCCAGUUUUCUACAAGCUACUAGAAUGAAGAUAUACCAGCUAACAACACAUGUUUACUAGAGAUAAAAUACAUUUUCAGAUAUAAGCAAUUAUUUAUUCUUGGUCACUUAUGUAGUGUAUCAAUUUCCAAAGGCUCCACAACUUCUUUUUAUGCAUUGUAUAUCUAUGUUGGUUGAAAACACUGUAAAUAUAUAUUUCCUUUAGAAGUUUAAAACAAUUUAAUUGAAUGUUAGUGCUCAAUCAAAUUCAAAUUUAAGAUAUGUUUUGUGAAUAAACUCUCAAAAGUAAA
Molecule: messenger RNA, 718 nt
Organism: Octopus bimaculoides (California two-spot octopus)
Lineage: Eukaryota; Metazoa; Mollusca; Cephalopoda; Octopoda; Octopodidae
Product: cysteine-rich PDZ-binding protein
Biological process (GO): cytoplasmic microtubule organization
Cellular component (GO): dendrite
Molecular function (GO): microtubule binding; PDZ domain binding
Source: RefSeq, a predicted model, not a curated record